UGAGGCCAGGCCCCCCUGACUCAUGACACGGCCCCUGAGCUGUGGCCCUGCCCCCUUGUCAUGUGUACACGCACCACAGGCACGUGCUUGCAGGGACUUGACAGGGCUGCUCCAUGGCACCAGUCUGCUCCUGAUAUACGUGGAUACUACAGACUGCCAUCAUGAAUACACUGGGAGCAGAGGCACUCAGUGGUGCAUUUUCCCGUGGCUUCCCGCUCCGAGAAAAUCUUCCAGCAGCUGCCCACUGGGCAUUUCUGACUGUCCCAUGUCAGGGAAAACACACCUGAUGCGACCACACCAGACAAGGAGCGUCUGUGUAUGUGAUCCGUGACACGUCACCACUGUGACAUCAUCUUUAUUUAUAAACACAUCCAGCUGGUUAGACGGAGUCAUAGAAUUAAACAGCAAACGUCACAUUAAAAGGCCAGGGACGCAGGGAACAUGCCCUUGGUGUCGACCUCCCAAUCGGCCCGACCAUGAAGCUUUUUGGGGCAAUGUCCCAUGUGUGGGCUACGGUGUGAUGUACGGUAGGGCUUUAAAGGCCUCUCACCUGAUAGAAGAGGGACCACCUCCUCAACCUGGAGACCUAAUUGAAUUCAUCCGCCCAAUCUAUCAGCAUUGGGGCAUAUAUGUGGGGGAUGGCUAUGUUGUGCAUCUCACAGAUCAGGAAGGCUGGUCUAGCUUAUCGUCAGCUUUUGGAGGCUCUGCAGUAGUCAGGAAAGAUCAUCUAGAGCAAGUUGCGCAAGGAUGCAAUUACAGGGUCAAUAAUAAAUAUGAUCUGAAGAAAAGUCCUUACCCUCCAGAAAAGGUGGUGCAGGCGGCACUGGAGCAAGUGGGUCAGACAAUGCCUUAUAGUGUCACCACUGCCAACUGUGAACACUUUGUGACAGAAAUCCGAUAUGGAAACUGCUUCUCUGAUCAGGCUGCUAAUGUUACACUGUACGCAGCUGUUGGAGGCGGGAUUGUAGCUGCGGCACUGGCCACCAUUGCAGUUGUUGUGAGGAGCAAACGGCAGAACCAGUGACCAUAUGAUUCAGCAUCCAUAUAAUGGUGGGAGAAGACACUGAAGUGCACCAAGAAGUGUUGAUGGAGCAGUAUAUUUGUGUUGGCAUACUCACCUGGCUCUAUUAAAACAAGAAGCCUGCCGGAACUAAUAAAACGAUGUUUCUUUAUAGGCAUAGUACAGUAAGUGGCAAGACUCCUCCUAAAGCCAGGUCCUUCUCAGUCAUACAUUUGUGUGCUUCUGCGUCUCCGAUCGCUGACCCCUAUGCUUGCAUUAGUCUGCUAUUAUUAAAAUCUCAGUGUAAACUGUUACUCAAAACAAAACACCUGAAAAUAGCAGAGGCACGACUUUCUGUUAUUUGGUCUUGUGUAAGAGACACAUAAAAGUACUGGAGUUAAUGAAAACUGUCUGCCUUAUAUUUCUAAACUCUUUAUCUAGCUGUACUGCAAAAUGGUAUUGUGAUUUAUCAGGUUUCAAAGAACAGUAAAAGAUAGCCUAUUGUCCUGAGGUCCAUGCAGCGUCCAGAGCUUGUUUUAGGCUACAUGGAUACGCAAAGUGAAUCUUGGAUUACUUGAUUUGUCAUCUUUUAUUUGCAGUGCUUACUUUAUUUGAUAUAAAUGUCCAUCUCUCGCUUAAUUGAAUUAUGACAGUCUGCCAUAUGGGAAUACUGUAUGAUGAGAGCAAUUAGCCCAUUCUAUGGAACCCAUUCAGUCUCCGUUCGAGAUACUGUAAAUGUCAUUCAUACUUUUUCCUUCUAGGUUGGAUGGACCACAUAAAUGUACAUGAGUGCCCCAUAAAGACAGCAGCUGUAUCAAGGGACACUGGUAGAGAGUACAUAAAAUGAGUGGCGUUUUCUAGGAAAGGUUUUGAAUUUUCUAAUAUGCAUGUCUGAGCAGGCCAAUAAAGUGAUUGAUCUACCUA
Pseudophryne corroboree (corroboree frog) is the source of this 1924-nucleotide messenger RNA. Its product is annotated as phospholipase A and acyltransferase 2-like. Gene Ontology annotation, biological process: N-acylphosphatidylethanolamine metabolic process. The coding region runs from base 521 to 1024 and encodes 167 amino acids. The transcript has 6 exons. Gene Ontology annotation, molecular function: A2-type glycerophospholipase activity; glycerophospholipid phospholipase A1 activity. Gene Ontology annotation, cellular component: cytoplasm. The record is from RefSeq and is a predicted model, not a curated record. NCBI's taxonomy places the organism in Eukaryota, Metazoa, Chordata, Amphibia, Anura, Myobatrachidae.